Mesoplodon densirostris (Blainville's beaked whale) is the source of this 1962-nucleotide messenger RNA. It is a transcript of the gene ADORA1, whose product is annotated as adenosine A1 receptor. Gene Ontology annotation, cellular component: membrane; synapse; dendrite. Gene Ontology annotation, biological process: G protein-coupled adenosine receptor signaling pathway. The record is from RefSeq and is a predicted model, not a curated record. Lineage: Eukaryota; Metazoa; Chordata; Mammalia; Artiodactyla; Ziphiidae. Bases 1 to 981 code for a protein of 326 amino acids. The transcript has 2 exons. Gene Ontology annotation, molecular function: G protein-coupled adenosine receptor activity.
AUGCCGCCCUCCAUCUCGGCCUUCCAGACCGCAUAUAUUGGCAUCGAGGUGCUCAUCGCCCUGGUCUCCGUGCCUGGGAACGUGCUGGUGAUCUGGGCAGUGAAGGUGAACCCGGCACUGCGGGAUGCCACCUUCUGCUUCAUCGUGUCACUGGCAGUGGCUGAUGUGGCAGUGGGCGCUCUGGUCAUCCCACUUGCCAUCCUCAUCAACAUUGGGCCACAGACCUACUUCCACACCUGCCUCAUGGUCGCCUGCCCUGUCCUCAUCCUCACUCAGAGCUCCAUCUUGGCCCUGCUGGCAAUUGCUGUCGACCGCUACCUCCGUGUCAAGAUCCCGCUCAGGUACAAGACAGUGGUGACUACCCGAAGGGCUGUGGUGGCCAUCGUUGGCUGCUGGAUUCUCUCCUUUGUGGUGGGUUUGACACCUAUGUUCGGCUGGAACAACCUGAAUGCAGUGGAGCGGGCCUGGGUGGCUAAUGGCAGUGUAGGUGAGCCCGUGAUCGAGUGCCAGUUUGAGAAGGUCAUCAGCAUGGAGUAUAUGGUCUACUUCAACUUCUUUGUCUGGGUGCUGCCCCCACUGCUGCUCAUGGUCCUCAUCUACCUGGAGGUCUUCUACUUGAUCCGCAAGCAGCUCAACAAGAAGGUGUCGGCCUCCUCUGGCGACCCGCAGAAGUACUAUGGGAAGGAGCUGAAGAUCGCCAAGUCGCUGGCCCUCAUCCUCUUCCUCUUCGCCCUCAGCUGGCUGCCCCUCCACGUCCUGAACUGCGUCACCCUCUUCUGCCCUACCUGCCAUAAGCCGAGGCUCCUCAUGUACGUCGCCAUCUUCCUCACACAUGGCAACUCGGCCAUGAAUCCCAUCGUCUAUGCCUUCCGCAUCCAGAAGUUUCGGGUUACCUUCCUUAAGAUUUGGAACGACCACUUCCGCUGCCAACCUGCACCCCCCAUUGAGGAGGACCCUCCAGAAGAGAGGCCCGAUGACUAGACUCCACCUCCUGCCCCCAGCUGCGCACACCUGGGGCAUCUCAGCCCAGUCCUCACCUCCCUACUGUCUCCCUUGUCUCCCUGACUCUUCCCUACUGGCCUUUGGGCUGGGAGUGCCCUGCCCCUCGAGGUCCUGGAGGAGUUUUGGGAGGGCAGUCCAUGGGGAAAGAACGAGGUACCCUGAGGGGAGGAGGAAAGUGGCUUGAGCCUCCCCACCUGCCUGACCAGCCCACAGGCAGCCCAGCACAUCAGGCUGAGUGGGGCUUGGGGACACUGAGACUGCCACGGGGCCCUGUGGGCCGGGAGGGCAAGCUCAGCUCCCAUGGCGGGAAGGGAGGGGAGUCUGCUUGUCUUAGGUGGUAGUGGUGCAGCCCUGGGACCAAGUUUAAGGAGAGGAGAAUAUCCCCGCCAAGAUGGAGGGAAGGAGAGAAACUAGAUGUCCUGGCCUUGUUUUCUCUCCUGUUCUGUAGCAGAAGGUGGCCAGAGCCACUGACAGGCAGGAAGCAAGGAGCCUCAGUCCCCACCUCCCAGAACCCUGUGCUCCUGGCCAUGCUGCAUGCCAGGGUGCCUGCUCUAUUUGCCCUGGGGAUUCCAGGGUUAUACUUGGGAGAGGCCGAAAGAGCGAGUCCAGAAAUAAUUUCCAGUAUUUGCUUUAUUCUCCACUAGCCCUUGGACCUGAGUGGGGGCUCCAAGCUCUCGGGAGCUAAUGUGGAAUGGUAGGUGUGGGCCUCAAACAGCCACUGGGAGACAGUGUUGAGCCCUCAAUUCUUGCCCUGAGCCUCCCAUGUAGGAGACUUGGAGUGUAACUGCCUGUCCUCUGGGCCACCAGCUCUCGGUGAUGGGCAUGUGCCCUCCUAGGUGACACCCAUCUCUGUUGCUUCUGAGCCAGAUGGAGAGGAGAACCCCAGACAUGCCAGCUCUUGGGAGCAUUCUGCCUGCCUGGGGAGUGGAUGAGGAAGGGAAAGUGGGCUGCUGUGGUCAC